Messenger RNA from Haliaeetus leucocephalus (bald eagle), 315 nucleotides. It is a transcript of the gene TNFRSF9, whose product is annotated as tumor necrosis factor receptor superfamily, member 9. Gene Ontology annotation, biological process: regulation of cell population proliferation. Gene Ontology annotation, molecular function: signaling receptor activity; cytokine binding. Lineage: Eukaryota; Metazoa; Chordata; Aves; Accipitriformes; Accipitridae. Bases 1 to 315 code for a protein of 104 amino acids. Gene Ontology annotation, cellular component: external side of plasma membrane. The transcript is spliced from 3 exons. The record is from RefSeq and is a predicted model, not a curated record.
AUGCUUCACGAAGAGUUUCCUGUGACUUACAAUGACUCGACCAGUGCCCCUGCAAAACCUCAGCAACAGAUUUUCUGGGUAUUUCACAAUUUUGUGGGGGAGAAAGGGAGAUUCAGGUACUUAAAAGAGUGCUCCUCAAAAAGUGAUGCUGAAUGCACGUGCAAGGAGGGGUACCGCUGCAGCGGCGACGGCUGCUCCCGCUGCGACCCAAGCUGUGGCGUGGGCCAGGAGAACACCGGGAGUGGUUGCCGAACUUGCCACUAUGGAACUUUUAAUGAUCAGCCCAAUGGCUCCUGUAAAAAGUGGACAAAGUAA